GGACCUGGGCUGCAGCCCGAACCAAUUCACCAGUAAACAAUUUCAAGACGACCCAUCCAGGCGAGCUACCUAACAGGAAACAGCAGUUUGUGGACUAUUCCCAGUCUCCCGUUAGCUUCUUGGGGUUCUGUCUAUUUUUUACCCACUGCCUUUCUUUUAACUCGAAGCGACAAUGUCUAACCUUUUCUCUGGAAUCAACGCCCGCUUCCGUGGCCAGAGGAGUCCGAACUCGCCGGGCACGAGCUCUCCAACUCCCGAGCAUCAAUCAUUGCCACAGGCACCGGCGCAGGCGCAAGUACAAACGCCGGCACAAGCCCCGGCUCAAUCCCCAGGCAACCCUUCCCAAGGGCACCAAGGACACCAAGGAAGCCACUCUUCCUCCUCAAAUCUUGCGGUGAAGCUCCCGCCGCUCCCCACAUCGCCAUCGCUUGCUGAGACCAUCGGCAUGGACCAGGCUAGUGGCAUGGUGCCGUCGGCUGAGGAGGUUCUUACCUCCUACCACCUCCCUCCGGCAAAGCCCUUAUGGCUCAAUGCCAACUAUGCGAAGCACAUCGUCAAGGGCAACUUCUUGACACUCAGUGCAAAGCCCAAGACGGUUGAGAUGGGAGAGUGGAUUGCACACCAGGUUGUUGACCACUGGAGGAUGUUGAUCACUUUCAUCCGCCUCGUCCACGACAAGGAGGAAGAUGGCUCUUCGAUCUGCAACUCUAGGAGAUGUUCCAAGAUGUCCGCGGGAGGGAACCACUCGUUUACCUGGCUCAACUCGCGCUACCAGCCCGUCGAGAUUCCGGCAUACGAGUACUUGACGCUCGUCCAGCGGUACAUCUCGGGGAAGAUUGACGAUGGGACCAUCUUCCCCACGGACCCGGCCGGAGUCUCAUACGCCGACAACCUGGCCUUCUGCACCCCGGCGCCUGAAUCUGGCCAGGAUUGGGUGGGCAAGCGGAGUGGCUUCCCCCAGAACUUUAUGGAGACGUGCCAGACCAUCUUCCGCCAGAUGUUCCGCGUCUAUGCGCACCUGUACUGGUCGCACUUUGACGACAUGUUCAGCCUGAACCUCGAGAAGUCGAUGAACAGCUGCUUCAGUCACUUCAUCCUGACGGCAACCACGCUGAACCUGCUCAAGAAGUCGGAUCUCGAGCCCAUGCAACCGCUAAUCGACCUCUGGGCGGCGCUUGGAACGUUCCCGCAGGGAUCCAAGGCUUUCGAGAUCGCCAACCUUCAAGUUGGGCAACUACUGGUCCAAAAGGCAGGAGGGCCACCGGCGAACUAAUGAGGGCCAUUGAGUCGAAGUGUGAUGGUGGUGGAUCAAAAGGUUUUCUGCAUAGCAGGCGAGGUAGGCUAGAUGUGCGUUGUGCGGCACAACCAAGAAGCAUUUGGCGGUUUAUAGCAGCAGGUUCUAGGACGCAGUCAGGUAAAUACAGAGCGAAUACCCUAUGGGCUAGCAAUAUGAGCAUAA
Molecule: messenger RNA, 1459 nt
Organism: Chaetomium fimeti
Lineage: Eukaryota; Fungi; Ascomycota; Sordariomycetes; Sordariales; Chaetomiaceae
Product: Mob1/phocein
Exons: 4
Coding region: 173-1273 (366 amino acids)
Biological process (GO): signal transduction; cell division; positive regulation of protein phosphorylation
Cellular component (GO): nucleus; cytoplasm
Molecular function (GO): protein kinase activator activity
Source: RefSeq, a predicted model, not a curated record